Molecule: messenger RNA, 1146 nt
Organism: Penicillium subrubescens
Lineage: Eukaryota; Fungi; Ascomycota; Eurotiomycetes; Eurotiales; Aspergillaceae
Product: Eisosome component PIL1/LSP1 family protein
Exons: 3
Coding region: 75-974 (299 amino acids)
Biological process (GO): negative regulation of protein kinase activity; endocytosis; eisosome assembly
Cellular component (GO): plasma membrane; eisosome filament
Molecular function (GO): lipid binding
Source: RefSeq, a predicted model, not a curated record
CAGGUAUAUUCCACACACACUGCAGAACAUAUCAGACCAUUCCGUACCCUCACUAUAAUAAUCUACAAUUCACGAUGAACCGCAACAUGUCUAUCCGCUCUCGCAAAGAGCCUAGCGGCGGCCGCCACCGCUUCACCAUGUCUACCUUCCGAGGCAUGCAGCAGCCCGAGCUAAGCCGCAAACUGAGCCGACUCAUCAAGAGCGAGAACUCGGCCAUCGGCGCACAUGAGACCGCCGGUCGAGAGCGCGCUGCCAUCGCUGCCGCCCUCUCGGAUUGGGGCGAGUCGACCGAGGACGAUGCCGUCUCUGAUAUCUCCGAUAAGCUGGGCGUGAUGCUGUCCGAGAUUGGAGAGCAGGAAGACAUCUUUGCGCAGAAUUUGGAGGACUAUCGUGGUGUCCUGAAGCAUAUUCGGAACAUGGAGGCUUCUGUGCAGCCGUCGCGUGACCAGCGCCAGAAGGUGACCGAUGAGAUUGCGAAGCUCAAGUACAAGGAUCCUACAAGCACGCGUCUGACCACCCUGGAGCAUGAGCUUGUUCGUGCCGAGGCGCAGAAUUUGGUUGCCGAAGCGCAGCUAUCCAACACUACCCGGACAAAGCUCAAGGAGGCCUUUGAUAUCCACACUGCCGCGAUCAUCGAGCGUGCGGAGAAGCAGAUCAUUCUUGCUCGACACGCCCGUCGCCUGCUCAAUUACAUCGACGACAGCCCUGUCGUGCCCGGCGAUACGCGCCAGGCAUAUGACCAUGAAUUCGACGCCCGCCAGGUUCUUGAGGACGCUGAAGCCGAUCUCCGUGCUUGGGAGCCAACCUUGGAUCCCAUCUCGAGCUCAGCUGUGGAUGCCCCGACCCAUGUCAACGACGGCAGAGUGAACGAACCUGAGCAGGACGUGGAGAGUGUGGCCACUGGCCCCAGCGGUGUCGCAGUCGGCAAUGCGGUUCCAUCAUCCUCCAAGCAACUUGAGGAGCCUGUUGCUUAGAGCCUCACCAGCUAAGGGGCAGAAAUGAUUUCUUUUGUAUUCUGGGUAUAUUGAUAUACUAUAGCAAUGUUUCAGUUCCUGCGUAAUCCUCUUAAUUUUGGAGGACUGAAGGUGGGCUAUUCAGUUGGUCUUGCUGGAAUUCAAGCGACGACCGGGGAAAAUUGAUCGGAAC